UUUCUUCCAAGGUCACAUGACUAGACUGAGCAGACUGAGUCGACCAAUCACCAGCACCAGCCUUUGACGUCAACCUUAACCAAGGACAUCCGAGGAACUAGGACGACAUAUAUCAUUCUCGGGAUCUAUUGUUUAUGUAGUAACUCAGUUCCUUCGCAAUAGAAAUAUAUAUAAAAAGAGAAAAACAAUGGCUCCUCUAGUAACUGUAGCUACUUGUUCCCUCAACCAGUGGGUGCUGGAUUUCGAAGGAAACACGAACCGGAUCAUUGACAGUAUCCGCAUCGCCAAAGCUGCUGGGGCCAAGCUUCGCGUAGGACCUGAACUUGAAAUUACCGGCUACUCAUGUCAAGACCACUUUCUGGAAGGGGAUCUCUACUUGCAUGUUUGGCAAUGCAUUGCAACCAUCGUUGAUCAUCCCGACUGUCAAGAUAUCCUUAUUGAUAUUGGCGCUCCUGUGCGCCAUCGCAAUAUUCGCUAUAAUGCGCGAAUCCACAUUUUGAAUCGGAAGAUACUUCUGAUCAAGCCAAAGAUGUGGCUUGCGGGAGAUGCCAAUUACUACGAAUACAGAUGGUUUACGCCCUGGGCUAAACCAAGAUAUGUAGAAGACUACUAUCUUGAAAGAAUCGUGGGCGGGAUUACUGGCCAGGCCACUGUCCCAAUUGGAGACGCAGUCAUCAGUACGUACGACUCCGCGAUUGGUAUCGAAACCUGCGAGGAACUCUGCACCCCGAGUAAUCCAGGUAUCCAUAUGGGGCUCAAUGGAGUAGAAAUAUUUACGAAUUCAAGUGGAAGCCACCACGAGCUCAGAAAGCUCAAGCAGAGAAUUGACCUUAUUCGCCACUGUACGAGAGGUGGUGGGAUCUAUCUAUACGCCAACCAAAGAGGCGAAGACGGAAACGGACGUCUUUAUUUCGAUGGUUCAGCAGGCAUAUUCGUCAAUGGGCGUGUGGUUGGGAUGAGCUCUCAAUUCUCGUUAAAGGAUGUGGACGUCGUCACCGCAGUUAUAGACUUAGAAGAAGUCCGCAGUUUUCGUACAUCGGUUAGUCGAAGCUCCCAAGGCAGUCAAGCCCCUGCGUAUCAGCGGAUCGAAGCCCCAAUCUCCCUGUCGAGAAAGUCAGACUCACUUAACCCGAAUAUUCAACCCUCCCCUGAUAUCGAAUUGGAAUACCAUUCCCCAGAGGAAGAAAUUGCUUUGGGUCCAGCUUGCUGGCUUUGGGAUUACCUAAGGCGCAGCAGGCAGUCUGGUUUCUUCCUUCCCCUCUCUGGAGGACUGGACAGUGCAUCGGUCGCCGUAAUCACCUUCUCGAUGUGUCGGCUUGUUGUUUCUGCUUGCCAUGACGGAAAUCAAGCCGUUAUUGCAGAUAUGCGCAGGAUCGUUGGAGAACCGGCCGAUUCACAAUGGUUGCCAGAAACUCCUCAAGAGCUCUGUGGCAAAAUCCUUCACACAUGCUAUAUGGGUACUACUAAUUCUAGCAAAGAAACGCGAAAUAGAGCCAAGGAGCUGGCGAAGUCUAUCGGAAGCUACCACAUUGACCUCGACAUGGACUCAGUGGUAUCUGCGAUAUCUAACUUAUUCACUUUUGUAACUAACUUCACUCCACGUUUCUCUGUCCACGGUGGUAGCCCCACUGAGAAUCUUGCUCUUCAAAACAUUCAAGCGCGUUCCCGCCUCGUUGUUGGCUAUAUGUUCGCCCAGCUGCUUCCUCUAGUACGGCAGAGACCAGGGGGUGGUUCCCUUCUUGUUCUUGCAUCAGGCAAUCUCUCGGAGCAAUUGAGAGGAUACCUUACCAAAUAUGACUGUUCAAGCGCGGAUCUGAACCCAAUCGGCUCGAUUGAUAAACUGGACUUGGUCAAGUUCCUGUCAUGGGCGAAAGUAAACUUUGAUAUUCCUAUUAUUGAAAGCUUCGUUCAUGCCACACCCACCGCAGAAUUGGAGCCCAUUACCGAGAGCUACACACAAUCCGAUGAAGACCAAAUGGGCAUGACCUAUGCGGAGCUCUCCGUAUUUGGACGUCUGCGCAAAAUCAGUAAAUGUGGGCCCUUUGGCAUGUAUGAGAAGCUGCUACAUAUGUGGCCUCAACAGCAUACUCCGAGGGAGAUUUAUGAGAAAGUCCGCAGGUUCUUCUAUUAUUAUGCUGCGAACCGUCAUAAGCAGGUUGUACUCACGCCAAGCUAUCACGCCGAAAACUACAGCUGCGACGAUAACCGACACGAUCAACGGCCCAUCCUUUAUCCUGCCGCAUUUCCGUUUCAGAAUAAGAAGAUCGAAGAGCAUGUGCAGGCCUUGGAAAGACAGGCCGAAGCACCCUCUGCUGCCGAAGAUACGGCGCACGAGAAGUACUUGUGAGUAUGCAGAAGCACGCGACACAAACUAGCGUAAUGGGUCUGCAAGAGAAGAGAGGAAAGUAUACUCAAAUCUGCCAUCCCUGGCGUGUAAAUAGUUUCUUAUGGCGCUAAAUUCCAGGCGAGAUGGAUUGGAUACGAGGAAACGUAGCUAGACUAAGCUUGUGCGAAAUGAAUAUCAUGUUUUACAGAGGA
Blastomyces dermatitidis ER-3 is the source of this 2538-nucleotide messenger RNA. RefSeq names its product NAD+ synthase (glutamine-hydrolyzing). Gene Ontology annotation, cellular component: cytoplasm. The record is from RefSeq and is a predicted model, not a curated record. Lineage: Eukaryota; Fungi; Ascomycota; Eurotiomycetes; Onygenales; Ajellomycetaceae. Gene Ontology annotation, biological process: NAD+ biosynthetic process. Bases 188 to 2347 code for a protein of 719 amino acids. Gene Ontology annotation, molecular function: glutaminase activity; ATP binding; NAD+ synthase (glutamine-hydrolyzing) activity. The transcript has 18 exons.